Zerene cesonia (dogface butterfly) is the source of this 1537-nucleotide messenger RNA. RefSeq names its product bifunctional peptidase and arginyl-hydroxylase JMJD5 (gene JMJD5). Lineage: Eukaryota; Metazoa; Arthropoda; Insecta; Lepidoptera; Pieridae. Gene Ontology annotation, molecular function: histone H3K36 demethylase activity. The transcript has a single exon. The record is from RefSeq and is a predicted model, not a curated record. The coding region runs from base 246 to 1442 and encodes 398 amino acids. Gene Ontology annotation, cellular component: nucleus.
AACCUCUGGAGUCAAGUGUUUACUUUCUUUCCCGUUUGUGUGUAAAUUGUUCUUAUUUGUAAUAAUUAAUUUUCGUAUUUAUCUAUAUCUAAUUUAUCUACUUUAUAAUCUUUCUGAAUCAUUAAGCGAUAAGAAUAUCAUUUAAAAUAUAUUUGUGUAUUAAACAAUGGAUAGCUAACCUGACAAUAUAUUUACGAUAGUUAAGUUACCUUUUCAAAGAAAUCAAAUACGUCUGCACGGUUAAAAUGCUCAGUAUUUGUGAGAAAAUUCAAGACUUUAGAUCGACAGUAUUAGCGUCGAUAGAUGAAGUUUCUGAAUUGGACCAAGCCAAUAAAACAGUACUUAUUAGAUAUUUGACCGACACUAAAACUUUAACUUCGAAUUCAUCAAUAAAAAUUCAAGGUAUAAUUGAUUAUAUGUAUGAACAAGUCAACAUUGGGAAUUGGAAAGAUGUGAGAAUAUUUAUUCGCAAAACAAUUACAAUUGCUUCGUAUUUACGAGUAUUAGGAAUGAUAAUUAAUUGCAAGUCACUGACUGAUACCUUGGUUAAGGAAUUAUUUGUUGUCAUAGACUUUGGGAUUCUAUUUGGAUGCCCCAUUAAUACAGAACCUGGACUACUUCAGAAAUGUGCCUCAAUUUUAAAUACACUAACAAAGCAAGAUGAAACUUGCUUUGAACACCAAAUUGUAGAUAUCAAACCAAAUAUUAGUAUAAGUGAUGAACUUCAAGGAGCUAUUUCAAUAGAAAUACUGUACUAUCCUAGUAUGGAAACAUUUUAUAAAAAUUACAUUAUGUUAGAAAAACCUGUAGUAUUGGACAAGUGUAUUGAUCAUUGGCCUGCAUUGUCUAAAUGGAGAGAUAAUAAUUACUUUAUAAAACUGGCUGGACUGAGAACAGUUUCCAUAGAAAUAGGAAAAGAAUACACAGAUUCAAAUUGGACUCAGAAACUUAUCACUGUUAAGGAUUUUAUUAACAAUUACAUUUAUCAAUCUGAUGGUCCAAUUGGAUACCUAGCUCAGUAUCAGCUUUUUGAUCAAAUACCAGAGCUAAAAGAUGAUAUUAUAGAGCCAGAAUACUGCUGUUUCUCAGAAACAAAUGAUCCAGUGAAUAUAAUGGCAUGGUAUGGCCCCAAAGGCACAGUAUCUCCUUUACACCAUGACCCCACUAAGAAUUUGUUAGCACAAGUAGUGGGUGAGAAGAGAUUAUAUUUAUUUUCACCCAAAGACUCGGAACAUCUUUAUCCUCAUGAACAUGAACUAUUAAAUAACACAGCUAGAAUAGACCCAAGAUGUCCUGAUUUUGAAAAAUAUCCUGAAUACAAAAACGCAACGCCCUACUUCUGUAUAUUGAGACCAGGUCAGAUGCUAUACAUACCACCAAAAUGGUGGCAUUUUGUUGAAUCUCUAUCGGUGAGCUUUUCAGUUAGUUUCUGGUGGCAAUAGUUAAAUUUUUACAUUUCUGAAGUUGGACUAAAUAACAACGUCCACCAAUAGAUCAAUCAAAUAAGCAGAAAGUUUUGAGAAGAAUAAAAAAGAGG